AUGUCUUCACUAACAUUGAUUCAAGUAUUUGCUUGUGUUGGCCUUUUGCUAGCCAUUGCUAAUGGACAAUUGCCAGCUGCUACGCCUACUACCACGCCAAUCGUGACACCCCCGCCAACUACCACAACACCUCCACCAUCUACAGCACCAACCGUGACACCCCCGCCAACUACCACGACACCUCCACCAUCUACAGCACCAGCCGUAGUACCACAACCACCCACAACAGUAGCAGCAACACCUCCUCCAGCAACUACCCCUCCAUCAGCAUCACCACCUAAGGUAACUCCAGCUUCGAGCCCUAUUGUCCCACCCCCUCAAAUCUCACCGCCACAGCCACCACAGAGUCCACCUACCACAGCUCCAGUACAAGCACCAGCAUCGCCGCCACCACCUGUUUCAGCUCCACCAAAGGUAUCUCCAGCCCCAGCUAAGCAACCGCCUGCUCCAGCGCCUGUGAAGGCAACUCCUGCACCAGCACCUGCUAAGGUAGUACCCGUUUCACCACCAGCCCCCGCUCCAGCCCCAAAACUCCAGUCCCCUACCCCAGCACCAAUAACACUACCACCCUCACCAGCACCAGCUCCGAGCAAACACAAGAAAAAGCGCAAGCACAGGAGACAUCAUCAUGCCCCUGCACCAGCACCAACAGUACAGAGCCCUCCAGCACCACCUACAGUUGUAAACUCAGAGGAUACAGCACCUGCACCAUCACCAACUCUAAAUUUGAGUGGGGCGAAUACACUAUUGCAACAAGCGGGAAAACAUGGAGUACAAGCAAUUACUGCAUUGAUGGCUGUCACCAUGCUGGUUUUUACAGCGUAG
Daucus carota subsp. sativus is the source of this 825-nucleotide messenger RNA. Its product is annotated as lysine-rich arabinogalactan protein 19. NCBI's taxonomy places the organism in Eukaryota, Viridiplantae, Streptophyta, Magnoliopsida, Apiales, Apiaceae. The coding region runs from base 1 to 825 and encodes 274 amino acids. Gene Ontology annotation, cellular component: plasma membrane. The record is from RefSeq and is a predicted model, not a curated record. The transcript is spliced from 2 exons.